This is a messenger RNA of Schizophyllum commune H4-8, 1340 nucleotides long. RefSeq lists its product as uncharacterized. Bases 36 to 1142 code for a protein of 368 amino acids. The transcript has 2 exons. The record is from RefSeq and is a predicted model, not a curated record. NCBI's taxonomy places the organism in Eukaryota, Fungi, Basidiomycota, Agaricomycetes, Agaricales, Schizophyllaceae.
UAUUGAACAUUUUCCAUAUCGUCAACUAAGUAAUUAUGCAGUUCAUCACCGUGUCCACUGUCCUCGCGGCCGUCGCCGUCUCGUCGCUCGCCGCCCCUGCCCCCUUCUUCUUCGGGAACGGCAACGGCAACGGCCAGGGCGACCGCCACGGCCACCACGGUCAUCACCAUGACGGGCAGUCGUCGGACAGCGCGUCCGCGACGUUCAGCACCGACGAUGCGUCGAGCAUGUUCAGCGCGACCGAGACGUUCAGCUCCGUGAUCCCCACGUUCACGGACUCGGCGUCGUUCACGGACUCGGCGUCGUUCACGGAUUCGGCGUCGGCGGAGCCCACUGGCACGGACGACGGGUCGAACAACUUCUUGUUCGGCCUUUUCGGCGGCCAUGGCCACAAGCACGGCCACCACCACUCGUCGUCGGACGAUGAGUCGUCGACGUUCGAGGCGUCUUCCACCGACAGCUCUUUCGAGCCGUCGUUCACGGACAGCUUCACCGACAGUUUCACUGACAGCUUCACCGACACGUUCGUGCCCUCGGUCACGGAUAGCUUCAGCGCGUCCGCCACCGACAGCUUCAGCUUCGACGAGUCGAGCACCUUCAGCGCCCAGGACCCGUCGAGCACCUUCGACGCGUUCUCCUCCCUCCCCACCAGCGACUUCAGCACCUUCACCGACUCUGCCUCCGCCGAGCCGACCGCCGGGAUCGCUGGCCGCAACCUGGGUAGCCUCCUCCCGGAAAUCUUCAGCGCGGCGGAAAGUAUCCGCAGCAACUUCCCCGAGUUCGUCAGCUCGCUCGAGGCGGGGAAGGCGUCGUACUUUAGCCAGUACGAGGCUUCGUUGAGCGCGGCCGCUGCCUCUGCCACUGUUACCUCGGACGCCGCGUUCCCCACCGAGUCGUUCGACGGGAACUUCGCUGCCAGCGUGAGCGCGAGCGUCGUCCUCCCCAGCCUCAGCGGCGACCUUCCCAGCUUCAGCGGUCUUAGCGGAGUCUUUCCGUCCGCUAGCGGCACCGACAGCGAGGUUCCCGUUCCCACCGCCACGUCCGUCGGCGGUGAGGACGGCAGUUGCCUUUCGCAGUGCGCGCCGCAGCAGGACGGCGAGGACUUUGCGAGCUGUGUCGAGAGCUGCAUUCAGCGCAACUAGAGUUCAAGGACGCCGAGGUGUUUAGAGAGCAACGUUUACACAAAGUACUUACACUUAGAUCACGAACGAGUAAUGCGCAGAGUAGUGACAAAUAAAUGUACAAUUAGAAUACGACGCGGACAAGUUAGCUUCUUUACCCGGACUUUACCUCGUUUUCUGCGUAGGCAAUGCUUCGAAAAAUUCAUCCAAUGAGCGUGA